AUGCUAACCGGUGAUGGCACAAGUAAUAACGCAGACAUGGCGCAGACUAUAUUUGUUGUAGUCCUGUGCCUGGCUGUUGCUCUUGGGAAUGCGACAGUGAGAGUACGUCGUGGGUAUGGAGCUGGUGCUGAUCACGGUGGUGGUAGCUAUGGCGGCGGCGGCGGGGGUUACGGCGGCGGAUACGGAUUCGGAGGUGGCGGAGGGGGAGGAGGAGGGGGAGCAGGUCCCUUUGGAGGCGGCGGCGGCGGUGGUGAGGCUGGAUUCGACUCGAUAGGCAAAGGCAUCCAGUCUAUACUAGGCAAAGUGCAGGAAGGAUUCGGUAACUUAGCUCGAGGCGCCGCGGGUGCUGCACGUAGUGGAAAUGGAAGGUUCAUCAGUACUCAAUCAGAUGAUGGCAAAUCCGGAGGUUUCGCUUUCACUGGCUCAUUGGACGGUGGAAAUGGAGGUUAUGGAGGUGGAGGUGGUUACAGUGGAGGCGGCGGUUACGCAGGCGGCGGAGGCUAUGGAGGGAGCGGUGGAAGUGGUGGAUACAGCCACGGUGGCGGCUCGAAGGGUGGAUUAGUAUCUGGAUCUGGAGGAGGCGGGGGAUUAGGGGGUGGUUCCGGUGGCGGCGGAGGAUACGGUGGCAGUGGAGGACUAGGAGGUCAUAGUGGAGGUGGAAGUAGUGGCCUGGGUGGUCACGGUAGCAGUGGAGGUUUGGGAGGAGGUAGCGGUUUAGGCGGAGGCGGUGGAUUUGGUGGCGGUGGUGGCUACGGAGGCGGCGGCAGCAGUGGCCUAGGAGGGGGCCUCGCAGGAAGCGGUGGCAGUAGUGGCCUAGGAGGGGGCCACGGAGGAAGCGGUGGCAGUGGUGACGUAGGAGGGGGCCACGGGGGAAGCGGUGGAUUUGGCGGCGGUAGCGCAGGUGGUGGUGGUGGUGGCUACGGAGGCGGCGGCGGCAGUGGUCUAGGAGGGGGCCACGGAGGAAGCGGCGGCAGUGGUGGCCUAGGAGGGGGCCACGGAGGAAGUGGAGGCUUAGGCGGCGGUGGGUCAGGAGGUGGUUUUAACCAUGGCAGUGGUGGGUCAUCUGGACAUGGUGAUGUACUCGGUGGAGGCGGAUAUACCGGUGGAUUAGGAGGCGGGUCCGGGAAUGGUUUAGGAGGAGGAGGAGGAGGAGGAGGAGGCUUAGGUGGUGGACACGGCGGCGGCUUAGGAGCAGGUCAUGGCGGAGGCUUAGGAGGUGGUCAUGGCGGAGGCUUAGGAGGUGGGCUAACUUCUGGUUCAGUUGGUGGAUAUGGAGGCAGUGGAGGUAGCGGAUGCACCUCAGGUUGUGGUGGAUCAGGUGGAUAUGGAGGCGUUCAUGUGUCCGCUAGUGCUAAAGCCUCAGCCUCAAGUAGCUCCUCCGGAGGCUAUGGUAAAUGA
Messenger RNA from Diatraea saccharalis (sugarcane borer), 1398 nucleotides. Lineage: Eukaryota; Metazoa; Arthropoda; Insecta; Lepidoptera; Crambidae. The record is from the annotation of a GenBank genome assembly.